Colletotrichum godetiae is the source of this 1012-nucleotide messenger RNA. Its product is annotated as NADPH-dependent FMN reductase. Gene Ontology annotation, cellular component: cytosol. Bases 310 to 939 code for a protein of 209 amino acids. Gene Ontology annotation, molecular function: oxidoreductase activity; FMN binding. Lineage: Eukaryota; Fungi; Ascomycota; Sordariomycetes; Glomerellales; Glomerellaceae. The transcript has 2 exons. The record is from RefSeq and is a predicted model, not a curated record.
CUUUCAGAAUCGAUGCGCGCGGGUCUGGUAUUGGGAACAAGCCACAUCGCCGAGCGAUGCAGAAUCCCUCUGACGUGGUCAAGCCAAGCGCCAAAAAACGCCAGUGAUGAUUAUGGAUCAACAGCACAAGAGCCGAAGUUGCAAUAUUUGUGUACAUAACGUUUUGACAUAAAAGGCUGGUUUAUUGCCGCUCCCGAGUACUUCCAAUCCACAGCAAACAUUCAAGCUGAAAUACAGAGUCAUUGUAGAGCUUUGCAAAGUUCAAUCAACUCUCAGGGCUUUUGAUCUCACAUCUUCCACCUUGCCGAUAUGAUUGCCUUCAAGAAAGUUGCCGUCAUUGUGACGAGUACCCGAACUCCACGCAUCGGGACCAAGGUCGCAGAACUGGUGAAAGACACGAUCACCGCAGAUACUACCAACAGCGACAUCGACUUGUCUCUCGUUGAAGUCGCCACAUUCAACUUGCCUGUAUUUGACGAGCAGAUUAUCCCCGCUCAGGUGCCAGCCGCGGGAAGUUUCGCCCACGAGCACAGCAAAGCGUGGAGUAGCGAAAUCGCCAAGUACGACGCCUACAUCAUCGUGGUUCCUGAGUACAACCGCGGCCUGUCUGGUGGCGCCAAGAACGCCAUCGACUACUUGUACAACGAGUGGAUUGGCAAGCCAAUCUCCAUUGUCAGCUACGGUAUCAUGGGCGGCAACUCGGCGUCAGAGCAGGCUCAGAAGACCCUGGAGGGCAUGAAGCUCCGGAUUGCGCCGACGCGACCGGCGCUUGCUUUUGCAGGUGGGGCCGGGCCGGAUCUGGUGGCUGCGAUGAGCCACGGCGAGAUCGGCGAAGAGUCGCGGAAGAAGUGGGAGGCGGAAUCGGAGACCAUCCUCAAGGCCUUUGGGGAGUUGAAGGAGCUCCUCAAUGCGCCAGCUCCGGCCAAGACUGACCUUUAAGAUAGACCUGGGCUAGAAAGCACCACUGGUACCCGUUGACGGUGGCGUGGAGAAAAACAAGCUUGAUUUUUAG